CCUAGAUUUGUGAUAUAAUAAAAUGGCAGAGAGCUCAUAGAGGGGAAAAAAAAAAGAAGAAGAAAAACUUGGAAAACAAUGGCGUUUACAGGGACUCUAGACAAAUGCAAGGCGUGUGACAAGACGGUAUACGUUAUGGACUUGAUGACAUUGGAAGGAAUGCCUUAUCACAAGUCAUGCUUCAGGUGCAGCCAUUGCAAUGGCACCCUCGUGAUAUGUAACUAUUCAUCCAUGGAUGGAGUUUUGUAUUGCAAGACCCAUUUUGAACAGCUCUUCAAGGAAUCUGGAAACUUCAGCAAGAAUUUUCAAACAGCAGGAAAGACCGAAAAAUCGAAUGAAACGUCGAGGGCUCCAAACAGGUUAUCUUCCUUCUUUAGCGGAACACAAGACAAAUGUGCAGCUUGUAAGAAAACAGUCUACCCUCUGGAGAAGAUGACAAUGGAAGGAGAGUCUUACCACAAGACUUGCUUCAGAUGUGCACACAGUGGUUGUCCAUUAACACACUCUUCAUAUGCUGCUCUCGAUGGCAUCCUUUACUGCAAAGUCCACUUCAGCCAGCUUUUCCUCGAGAAAGGUAACUACAGUCAUGUCCUCCAAGCCGCAGCUAACCACCGUCGCUCGGGGGCUGAGGAAGACAAAGCCGAACCCAAAGACGAAGAUGAAGCUAAUAACCCCACAGAAGAAGAAACUUCUGAUGCAGCUGCAGGUGAAGAACAUGAGUCCUCGUAAGUUAACCCGGGACUAGGGAGAGUUCCUUUGUGAAAUACAUAAUCAUUAAAUUGAUAAAAAGAGCCAACGUUUUCUUAAGUAAAGCAAUGAAGUAGAUGCAAAUUCUGUUUUUGUUCCUUUCUUUAUGGAACUGCAUAUUUUAUUCUGUAUUUGUAAAGUAUAUUUUAUUCAAGUUUACAAGUAAAUGUUUUAGAUGCAA
This is a messenger RNA of Capsella rubella, 928 nucleotides long. Its product is annotated as LIM domain-containing protein PLIM2c. The record is from RefSeq and is a predicted model, not a curated record. Gene Ontology annotation, biological process: actin filament bundle assembly. Bases 79 to 729 code for a protein of 216 amino acids. Lineage: Eukaryota; Viridiplantae; Streptophyta; Magnoliopsida; Brassicales; Brassicaceae. Gene Ontology annotation, cellular component: plasma membrane; actin cytoskeleton. The transcript has 4 exons. Gene Ontology annotation, molecular function: actin filament binding.